CCGCCGAGAAGAAAGUCAUCAUUGUCGCACGUUCAGCGGUCGCUCCGACGUCGGAGCCCAUACAGAAGCCCACUGUAGCACCGCUGCGGACAUCCACGCCGCUACCGCCCGUCGCUGAAAUUAAACCAACAGUAGCGCCUACUAAGGCACCUGUAGCCAUUGUUAACGAACCACCAAAACUUACCACGAAAACCAAGGAAAAAGAAGUUACACUGGAAGUGGCACCCGAAGCACACCCGCUGUCAGUCCCACCCACGACGAACGUGUCAGCCCCUCAGGAACAAGCACUGCCAAAGCAGACUAAUCCAUUGCUGGUGACCGGCUUCAUCACAGAAAAUGGCAACAUUUAUGAGGUCACCGACAAAAAUGGCAUAGGCAUGAUCGAACCUCGUCAGAGUCCGCAGAGCGACGACGCUGAACAACAUGUCUGCAAUUAUGGUGCUAUUGUUAUCUAUAGCGAUGUACCCUGCAAUGAGGCUAAUGUACGCAUUGGUGAUGUUCAUCAUAAGGUAGUGAGCCUAGCGCAUCGUGAGCAAAUGCCCGAGGAAUCGCAACAGUCUCCGAUUGUGGUGCAGCAAGUGAGCGCAGACAAAAAUGUCACCACCAGUGGCGAUGCUAAUGCCAACUCCGCCGAUUCUCAUGCGAAUAACGAUGAUACCAUCGGCGAUGUCGAUGUUACUCAGCCAAAGCCGGCAAAGAAACGCCGACGUGUCAAUAAGAACUCCAGCAAUAAGCGUAGACGCAAUGGCUACGAUAGUCGUCCAAAUUCAGUGCGCCAAGGUAGUGGCAGUCGGCGCCGACAGCAAGCAGAGCAGCAACAACAGCGUCGUCGUUUGCAGAACAAUAGGAAUAAACAACAAAAGCAACGAAAACGUGUGCAACAACAGCAAGAAGAGGAGCCGUUUAGACGUCGUAGCCAGUAUACCAAUAGCAAUGGACAGCGAAGACACGGUUCAAACAACAACAAAAGACGCUAUGUUGUCUAUGAUGACUAUGACUAUUAG
Rhagoletis zephyria (snowberry fruit fly) is the source of this 1004-nucleotide messenger RNA. RefSeq names its product probable serine/threonine-protein kinase DDB_G0280133. Lineage: Eukaryota; Metazoa; Arthropoda; Insecta; Diptera; Tephritidae. The record is from RefSeq and is a predicted model, not a curated record.